UCAAGAUGGCAGCGAUGGCGGCUGGAGACGAACAUGCUGCCUCUGAAGUUUUGAGAGGACUCGCCAGACAUUUAAACUGUCUAAACGAAGACAACAAGGCGACCAGAAAGAGAGCUCUUGAGCUAAUCAAGAGAGAGACUGUAGACAAAGGACAUCCCAGCAGCGUCCUACAAGAGGUUUUCUCUGCCCUCCUCAAGCCUCUCCUCAAAUGUCUGUCAGACCCGAUGGAAAGAUGCAGAGAAACCGCGAUAACCAUGAUAACAGAGUUCAUUCGUUGUGUCCCAAAACCGGAGGAGUCGCUGCCGUAUCUCAUGCCCUGUCUGGCUCAGAGGCUCGGGGAGAAAGAGAUCCCGGAGCCGGCGGAGGAGCUUCGGCUGUCGGCCGUGGAGUUGUUGACACUGAUGGUGGAGGUGUGCGGGAAGCAUUUAGCGCCGUAUCUCACCGAAGUGAUCAACAUACUGCGGAUAACCAUCGUGGACCCUUUCCCAGAUGUCCGAAGAGAAAGCUGCAAAUGCACCAUACACUUUGCAAAGUGUGUGCCAGAGCACUUUCACAUGCAGGCUGAGAGUCUUGUUAAGCCUCUGAUGCAGACGAUUUCUCAUCAACACUCCCGGGUACGAGUGUCUGCCGUUGAAGCCACCGGGGCUGUCAUUCAGCACGGCACUGGGAAAAACAUGGAUGACGUGCUCUCCCACCUGGCACAGAGACUGUUUGACGACUCACCGCAGGUAAGAAAAGCUGUGACAGUGGUUGUUGGUGAUUGGCUACUUCACCUGAGAGACAGAUACUCUUAUUUCCACAAACUCAUCCCACUCCUGCUGACCGGUAUCGAUGAUGACAUCCCAGAAAUAAGACUUCUGUCAGCUGAUUUAUGGAAGCAGGUAGGAGCCCAGUGGGAGAAAGAGAAUGAGGACGAAAUCAAGGAUAAGAUGGACUUUCUCCUCACCCCACCUCCCUUCUACCCACCGGGAGUAGAGCGUCCAGGGCUGGGCUGCAGAGAGCUUGUGGUGAGAAACCUGGGUCGGCUGGUGCCGGCCAUUACCCACGACAUAACCGACUGGCUGGUGCCCACGCGGGUCAGGACCUCUCAACUGCUCUCUGUGCUGCUGCUUCACGCCGAGGACCACAGCACCCAGCAUCUGCAGCCCCUCCUGGCCACCCUCUACACGGCCUGCAAGGACACAGAGAGGGACGUGGUCAGCAAUUGCCUGGCAGCUGCUAAACUCUUGGGGACCUUUGUCCCUCCUGUCGUCUUCCUCAAGCUGCUUCUGGAUCAAGUGACAGCCCCCUGCUCUUCCUCUCACCCCUGGGCCCCCCUCAUGGUGCUGGCUGCGGUGCUGGGAGGCUGCUCCCAAACCCUCCUUAAACCACAUCUCGAAAAGAUUGCCAACACACUGUCCCAGCCCGACGUCUGCCAGGAAUAUCACCAGGUCGUGUACUUGGAGCAGUUGUUGGCCUGCGUGGAUGUGCUGCUGCGUCUGUGUGAGUCGGACCACCGCUCAGUCAGCCUGCAGCUGCUGCAGGUGUUGGUCACUGUCCAGAGUCUCUCCACUGAGCCACAUCUCAGCGAGAAGGCCUUGGAGAGUGUACAGCUCUUGAGUAAGGUGCAGGGCCUGGACUCGGCGAUGGAGCUUUAUAGACAACAUAUGGGCCAGCUGUUGGAUUGGCUAUCUGGCUCUGUCAACACCUGGUCCAGUUACUCCCCACAGAGACUUCAACUGCAUAUCACAGUCAUACAAGCAGGUCCAGUGAUUGGAGAGUUUGUGAGCCAGUUGAUGCCCCUGCUGUCCAGCUGCCUUCAACCGGACAGAGACCCAGAGUUGAGGAUGAGCAUCUUCACAAUGCUUGCUAAGUUGCUACUGGAUUCAACCAACACACUGGAUUCCCAGGGGCAUUUCCGUGAUGAGUCGGAGAAGUUCCUGUGUGACGUCUUGCUUCCUAACCUGGUGUGGCGGGCAGGUCAUAUUGCUGCUGCCGUCCGCACCUCAGCCCUCAGCUGUCUGCUGGCCCUGCUGCAUGGAGGGGCCAUCACACCAGGACAGCUGCUGUGUCUGGAGGAGAAGCUGAGUCCCCGGUUGUUGUCAGCCCUGGAAGAAGACUCUAAGAUGGGCCGACUGUUUGCUUGUCGCUCCCUGUCAGCCAUACUCCGACUCAUAGGAACCAGUCUACACCCAGAGGCCCUCAACAAGAUCUAUCCCAUGCUGCUGAAGCGUCUGGACGACAGCAGCGAGGAGGUGCGCGGCGUUGCCCUGCAGGCCCUCGGGCUGUGGCUGUCCAGCCUAACCAAAGACUACAACCCUGAGCUCUGUGCUGCUCAUCUGCAGCUCCUCUUCCAGCAGCUCCUCCUGCACCUGGAUGACCCCGACGGCUCAGUCCAGGACAAAGUGCUUGAGAUUCUGAAGAAAGGCAGCUCGGUCCACCCGGCACUUCUGAGAAGGGAGGCGGAGGCAGUGAGAGACCAACAGCGGAGUCGUCUUUACUGCGACCAGCUGCUGCAGCACAUCAGCUCACUGCCCACAGAGGCCACAGCAGAGUGUCCUGAGUGACAUGAAGUUUGUGCCUUAAUUCAAAGAGCUCUCUCACUUUUAACUGUACAACAUUGAUGAACAACCUCUAACAACAUGAUGGUAAUAAUACGGUGGAGUAUUUUUCACUUUAGGACUCGUUCCCCUUAAAAUGAAAAUGCUUGCCUUGAAUGAAUUAGCUCUCGUGUGGGUGAGUAGAUGACUUGUUUUUUUUAUUUAUAGUUGAACUUUUCAAUAUCCCUUUUAAUACAGAAUAUGUCCUUGACCAUUUGUUCAAGAACUGUUUUUCUGCGUUCAUUCCUGUGACUGUAAUCCUUUGGUUCUGAUGUUUGGCUUUAAUGAAAACAAACCGAUGUUUGAUGCACUGUGGUUGUGUUUUAAAUGUGAUACACUCAUAAGAUCUCUAGGUGAAUUCCUGUACCCAAAACUCUCACCAUCCCUGCCUGCAGAUGGUGCUGAGUCUAAGAGAAGCUGGGGUCAUGUGUUUGUUUGUUCUUCUUUUUUAUAAAACAAUACUUCAAUAUUGAGAUGUACAAGUGCAAAUUACAUUCAAAUAAAUCUGAAUCUUUUCAAUAUUGUAUGACACCAUCAUUAAAUAAUGUAUAUAA
Molecule: messenger RNA, 3133 nt
Organism: Anarrhichthys ocellatus (wolf-eel)
Lineage: Eukaryota; Metazoa; Chordata; Actinopteri; Perciformes; Anarhichadidae
Gene: dnaaf5
Product: dynein axonemal assembly factor 5
Exons: 13
Coding region: 6-2546 (846 amino acids)
Biological process (GO): inner dynein arm assembly; cilium movement; outer dynein arm assembly
Cellular component (GO): cytoplasm
Molecular function (GO): dynein intermediate chain binding
Source: RefSeq, a predicted model, not a curated record